Esox lucius (northern pike) is the source of this 1770-nucleotide messenger RNA. RefSeq lists its product as uncharacterized. The record is from RefSeq and is a predicted model, not a curated record. The transcript has 3 exons. Lineage: Eukaryota; Metazoa; Chordata; Actinopteri; Esociformes; Esocidae. Bases 128 to 1234 code for a protein of 368 amino acids.
CACUCCUGAAACUGCUUUCCAUCCGCAACAGGUAUUGUACCCCCCACUCCUGCAACCCGAAGCUGCUGUUCCCUCCAAAGAAGUAACACCUGAACCGCCCCCAGAACACCCUGAGUCAAUCCAGCUAAUGUUGGCAAUGGUUAAACAACUGAUCUUAUGUUCCAGCUGUAAUAAGACCUUCAACAGGUCCGUAAUCUGUCAGAAGUACCUUAUUCAGCUCAACAAACCCAUUCAAUGUGCAUGCGGAUGUGUAAUCUGCACACUCUGUUACAGUGAGCAACACGGUUGCCACAUGCACAGCAUCUUAUCCACACAAGGUGCUGUAAAUGUAACAGCCAGUACUCUAGCAAGUUGCCCUAGUCUUGAACAUGUAGGAGAUUGGGAUCUCGAACUCAACCCGGAUGACCGUUUCAAGACUGACAGCGAGAUGAACGGAUAUGUGCAGGAGAUCAUGAAUGAAGAGCACGCGCCUGGUGUGGAUAAGCUUCGAAUAGCUUUCAAUCAGCUCAUGAAGGCUAAUGACGGUAUGGCUUUCAAGUACUGGGCAAAUGAGAGUAUGUCAGAAGAGGUUGCAUAUAGAUAUGUAUGCAUCCCUCACAUUCCUGGCUUCUGGGAUCACGUGGUGGUAGGAACACGAGCUCGGCCUAAGAUGGAUAGGAUGAUUGGCCCAGAUAUCUAUUUACCGAGAUUGUUCAAUGUGUUACUGGGCCCCUACACAUUUCACUGGUGCUGUUUUGUAUUGAAGACACAGGUCAUCUUGGCUAUGUGGUGCUCUUCUGUGUGCGUUACAGGGCAGCUAAAGGUAUUACCUCUUGUUGAUAACACUCUGAACAACUUUACCUCAGCCAUAGAGUUUAGAAGGAUGUUAUUCUAUCUCACUAGGUGGUUUAAAGCUCAGUACGGGUCAACUGUAGAGAGGCAGCUCAAGGUAGUAUUGGAUUGCAAACCGUCCGAAGGUUCCAGUUUGGUCCAUGUCAUAGCUAUUUUAGCCUGGAGAUGUGGGAUGGAAUCCGUGACCCUUAACCACUUCUCCCAGCCACGGGCUGACAUUGAUAUGAAUUACAGUAUUAGCUUAGGGAGAGCAAACACAAUUUUGACCUACCCAAAGGAUGAGAGUGCAGCAGGGCCCUAUAUCACAAUAGUUCAGGAGUUUAAGGAUUAUCACAAUGGUGGAGGUGAUUGUAUUGGCCUGCAGCGUAUGUGCACUAGCACAGAGUAUCACAGUUACAUAUAAUCUGUAUAAGAGCUGUGUAUUCUUCCCUACCAUCUGCUGUUACCUGUCACAACUGUUAAGGUUCACGCCUGCUGCACACAAUCAACCGAAGAGCUGUGUAAUGGUGCUAUUAUCUGCUGAUAACAUAGGCUCCUGGGUGAUUGUACACACGUGUCUGUAUUGGGGGAAGAGCCUAUGUAUUUGUUUUACAUAUUAUGCUUGUUACUGUGUACAUCUUGCUAUACCUUUUUUUUUGUUCAUUAAACUGUCUCCUGAGAAAGUAUGUAUAUAUAUAUAUGGGUGUGAAUAUCAUAUAGCAAAUGGACCUGUGUUGAAUAUUCCACCAGACCGAGCUCUAAACUAUUUGCUACAUUCAAGCUGUAUAUGCAAUAACUAAAACAUUCCACAAUAGAAUUGUCUGAUCUGGUUUACAGCUAUUAGUGUUGAGUACCCGGUGGUACCCUCCUGUGUUCAGAUGGCUGUAUACCUAUUUAUAAAAUUAUUACUACUAGGAUAGAGUGACACAAAGUACACAUCUUGCUUUUGGAAACACUGUA